Sus scrofa (pig) is the source of this 9710-nucleotide messenger RNA. Lineage: Eukaryota; Metazoa; Chordata; Mammalia; Artiodactyla; Suidae. The record is from RefSeq and is a predicted model, not a curated record.
GAGCUUUCUUCCAGUUUUCCAUAUUCAGAACAGAUCUGAAAGGGCGUUACAGGACCAGCAGCCCCACUUGGCCAGUCCUGGCUUAGCUUUGCAUCCAUCAAAAAGUAUGGCAAAGGAGUAUGUUAGGGGAAUUGAUGAGGGAGUGUAGGAUAAACAUGGGAGGAUCAGGUUGGGAAAGAGAGAAGCACCAGCCAAGAAAUUCUCCUAGAAAGGAGACUCUCCAUCCAUCCAGACUGCAAGUAUGGUGUACAGAUGAGCAGCAUUGGCCUUACCAGGGGGUUCAUUAGAAAGGCAGAAUCUCAGAUCUCCUGAAUCAGAAACUACAUUUAUACAUUAUCUGGAAAAUUAAUGGGCAAGUUAAAAUUUGGGGAGUGCUGUUCUUCCUGAUAAUACACAGAAGAAGCCCAUCUCCUGAGCUUAAAUAGGCACUUCUACAGAUAGGAGUUUGCCCUUCAGACCAUGGACUCUGGGUACAUGCAGCCCAAACUGGGAGCAUUGAAGGAAAUGUACUGAUGAGGGAGGUGAAAUCUUGGAGGAAUGCUGAAUUUGAAGCUGAAGCCAGUAUCUCUAGCCUAUUGCAAAGACUACAGCUUACCCCAGGAGCCAGUGACCUUUGAGGAUGUGGCUGUGUACUUCACCCAGAACCAGUGGGCCAGCCUGGCCCCUGCACAGAGGGCCCUGUACAGGGAGGUGAUGCUGGAGAAUUAUGUAAACCUAACUUCCUUGGCAGCAUUUCCAUUCUCCAAACCAGAUCUGAUAUUCCAGCUGGAGCGAGGGGAGGCACCACGGGGCCUAGAUCCCUGGACACCCGUCGGGGGAGAGGCCCUGAGAGGUGUCUGCACAGGUGGUAAAACCAAGACUGAGAAUGGAGGGCAAACUCCAGAGCCGAACAUUUAUAAAGGACCAGAGUCACACAGACUAAUAACAGAGGCACUGCUGGUGGGUGUUCCCCCUCACUUUGAGAACAGCUUAGAAAAGCUGCAGGUGUAUAACAAAGGGAAGAAAACAAACUCAAAGAAUGGCAGUCUCACAGCUUUGCCAGUCCAGGAUCAUACAUCCUCCACUGUUGAAAGAGAGGGGGGAGCCAGACAACUGGAAGGAAGCUGUGGUGUCCACACACAUCUCAUUACAAAGCAGGGCCUCUCCAGAGAACGGGUAUUUUAUAAAUGUGGUGGGUGUGGCAGAUAUUUCAAUCAACAUUCAGACCUUUACCAGCAUCAGAGAAUUCACAUGGACAAGAAGCCUUACAAAUGUAAAGAAUGUGGGAAAGCCUUCAGCUACAACUCAAAACUAUCACGGCAUCAGAAAAUCCACACUGGGGAAAAACCAUACUCAUGCCAGCAGUGUGGACAAGCCUUCAGUCAAAACUCCCACGUCCUUCAGCAUCAGAAACUCCAUGUGGGAGAGAAGCCCUAUGCAUGUAAGGAGUGUGGGAAAACCUUCAGCUACAACUCAAAACUUAUCAGGCAUCAGCGAAUCCACACUGGUGAAAAACCCUUUAAAUGUAAGGAGUGUGGGAAGGCUUUCCGGUGUAGCUAUGACUGUAUUAUCCAUGAGCGAAUCCACACUGGCGAGAAGCCCUACGAGUGUAAGGAGUGUGGGAAAAACUUCAGUUCAAAUUCAGUCCUGAUUCAGCAUCAGAGAAUCCACACUGGGGAGAAACCUUAUGAGUGUAAAGAGUGUGGCAAGGCCUUCCACCGGAGCUCAGCCUUCCUGCAGCACCAGAGGUUCCACACUGGGGAAAAACUCUAUAAAUGUAAUGAAUGUUGGAAAACUUUCAGUUGUAGCUCACGCCUUACAGUACAUCAGAGAAUCCACACAGGGGAGAGACCUCAUGAAUGCCAGGAGUGUGGGAAGGCCUUCAAUCAGAAAAUCACCCUGCUUCAGCACCAGCGAGUUCACACUGGGGAGAAACCUUAUGAAUGUAGGGUGUGCGGGAAAUCCUUCAAAUGGAGUGCAAGUUUCAUUCAGCAUCAGAAACUGCACAGUAGGAAGAAACCCGCCCAAUGUAGGAAAUGUGGGAGAGGUCUGAGUUCAGAUGCAGGUUUGAUUCAUCAUGAGAGAAUCCACACUGGAGAAAAGCUCUUCGAGUGUCAGGAGUUUGGUAAGGCCUUCAAAAGCAGCUCCAUCUUCCUCCAGCACCAGAGGUUCCACACCCAGGAGAAACCCCAUGAAUGCAAUGAAUGUUGGAAAACUUUCAGUUCCGGCUCAGAUCUCAUUCGGCAUCAGAUGAGCCACACAGGGGAGAAGCCCUUCAAAUGUAAGGAAUGUGGCAAAGCUUUCAAGUCCAGCUAUGACUGUAUCGUACAUGAGAAAAAUCACAUUGGCGAAGGGCCCUAUGAGUGUAAGGAGUGUGGCAAAGGCCUGAGUUCCAACACAGCCUUGACUCAGCAUCAGAGGAUCCACACGGGGGAGAAACCCUAUGAGUGUAAGGAGUGUGGCAAGGCUUUUCGUAGGAGCGCAGCCUAUCUUCAGCAUCAGAGGCUGCACACCGGGGAGAAACUCUAUAAGUGUAAGGAAUGUUGGAAAGCUUUUGGGUGUAGGUCACUUUUUAUCGUCCACCAGAGAAUUCACACUGGGGAGAAACCCUACCAGUGUAAGGAGUGUGGCAAGGCAUUCACCCAGAAGAUCGCCUCCAUUCAGCAUCAGAGAGUUCACACUGGAGAGAAGCCGUAUGAGUGUAAGGUAUGUGGGAAAGCCUUCAAGUGGUAUGGCAGUUUUGUUCAGCAUCAGAAAUUGCACCCCAUGGAGAAGAAGCCUUCCAAGGCUCUUGGGCUGUCCCUGAUGAGUCCCCAGGGCCCCUCUGCAGAUUUAGCUCCGAUACCUCUUCAGGGCCCCUGCUCUGCUCCAGCCAUGGCUGUGCCCUCGCUGGCCUUCCCACACGCCGUCCUCAUUCCUACCUCCAGACCCGUAUUCAUGCUGCUGCCCGCCUCUACAGUACCUUCUUCUCCUGUCCAAAUAGUACGAGUCUUCCAGGGUCUUCCUCCCACUGUGAGGCCAUCCCCAGUUGUCCUCACCCCUCGUGAGCUCUAUCUUGGCACUUCUCUGGCUAUUACAUGCAGCAGAUCAAACUGGAGUUUGAUUUGUGGUUUGUACACUAUACAUGUGUAACAAGUGUUUGAGCAUAAACUCCAUUGUAAUCUAAAUCUUUUGAAGACUGUGUUUAUGUAAUAUAUUCUGUUUUCUUCUGAGUAGAAAUUGGAAAUACGACCUUCAUAUUGGCUCCUUUCAGGCUUGAACAGUAACGGCUAUGUCUGCAUUCUGGGGAUGCUGGUAUUUGAAGUACUGGUAGGAUGUGGUGAAUUAGCAUUUGAGGGAGAGGACAUGCCAAGGUGAAUUGGGGACAUUUGAGGGAGAGGACGUCCCUGUCUUAGGCCCCUAUGAUUAGAGAGAAGCAGCCUGGGAGAAAUGGAGGAGGCAUUUAAGAUCUGCCAGAAUUGAGAAUUGGAAAAAGGCUCCAAUAUAGCCUUUAGAAAUGAAUACAGAUGGUUCAGUGGGUGAGGGUGUGGUUUAGUCAUGCACUUGAAGUGGGGUUGCCCUUGACACAGAUCAGUGAGGAUCUCAUAGGUCUCUGCAAAAGAUCAUGUGAUAUAACCAGUUUAAAAAAAAUGUAUGAAGGGGUAACACUCAUGCAUAUGAUUUACAUGAUUGAUAGCAGUCAUGUUUUUAAACAUAAAGUUUGUGGUGUUCCCUGGUGGCUUAGUGGGUUAAGGAUCCAGUGUUGUCAUUGCUGUGGCUCUAGUUGCUGCUGCUGUUGUGAGGGUUCAGUCCCUGGUCCAGGAACUCCCACAUUGCCAUUGGCACAGCCAAAAAGGGAAAAAAAGUAAUUUUUUUCUUUAUCUUUGAUUUUGCUUUUGAUAUCUAGAUGUUUCCUUUUAACUUUGGUUUCCUAAGUAAAUACACACCAGGGCAUUUAUCUUUGUUCCAUCCAUUGUGUAAAUUUUUCUUGGUGGGCAUUCUGAUUUCCUGCCUGCAAACACUGGCUUCUGCAUUUAAUUUUCUCCACAUAGCAUAAAUUGUAAAUAUGAAUUUGGCAGAUUACUAAAGAAAACAGAGCAACAGAUUUGGGCAAUAUUUGAAUAAGCCUCCAAAACUGUUUUUUUUUUUUUUUUUUUUUUUUUAAGAAUAAAGCAGGUUGUGUGAUGGGUCAGCGACUAAGCUUACCUGAUAGGUUAGUGAAGUUAAAUUUUGGAUUGCCCUUGCUUUUGACCUUAGGUGAGGAUCUUUUUAACUAUGCAAAGGGCUAUGUGAAGUGAUUCCUGUAAAAAAAACUUGAGUUAUGCAUUACAGACAGAGCUUGUUUCAUUGCACUUCACUUUAUUUGCUUCCCAGAUGUGUUUUUGUUUUGUUUUGUUUUGUUUCUACAAAUUCAAGGUUUUUAACAACACUGUAUUGCUGGACAAUGGCUAGGGUUUUUUAGCAAUAAAGUAUUUUUUUAAGGCAUAUACUUUUUUUUAAGACAUCAUGCCAUUACACAGAUGAUAGUGUAAAUAGAACUUUUAUAUGCACUGGGAAACCAUAAAAAUCUGUGGGACUCACUCCCUUGCUAUAUUUGCUUUAUUGUGGUGGCCUAGAAUUGAACCCACAAAAUCUCCGAGGUGUGCCUGUAUUACCAUUAAUAUAAAGUAAAUUCUUAAACAUUGAUGGAAGGGGCCGUACAUUUUCUUAAAGGUGAUUUUGCUUUCUACAUGUUUCUCCAUUUCAGUUAACAGAAAGCUUUUAAAUGAGUGGUUCUUUACCAUGUGUCUGAAUAACCUAGUGUAAACAGAGUCAUUUUCUGGCCUAACUUGCAAAGAUUCUGAUUUUGGAGAUCUAUGGUGUUACCUAGAUCUUUAAUGUGGACCACACUUGGAGAGAGGAGCCUUGAGCAGAAAAUGCCUGGAGGCUGUUUGGGUGUGAGCAUUGAUACAGGGCUUGCCCUAUUUUACAGUGGUCUUUAGGAGAGAGAGCUGUAAAAAUAGUUUGGGUGGUGUCAGUUUAGAAGAAGAAAGAAAAGUAAAAUGCCUAUAGGGAAAAAAAGAAAGGGGCAAAGAGAUCUGAUGAGGCCUAUGAAGAGUUCUUGAGGUCUCCAGUGCCAGAAGGUUCGUGGGGAUUGACAUUGGCUACGUUUUGUUGUUUUUGCUAUUUAUUUGCAUGUUGCCUGAAAGAAUAAGGAAAAAUUUUUUCUUAUAUAAAGUAAACACAGUUUACAGUAGCUCUUGAGUUAAAGGACGCUGCAUAUGGCUUAGAACUGGUUGAACAGCAGUAAGAGCAGGUCAUAGCAGGUCUAUGGGUUGUGGCAAAAGGAGUACCCAGCGCAAUAUUUUCAGUGUUGAAUACAUUCUUUCUUUCUUAUUUAUGGAGUUCUCAGUCUAGGAGUCAGGUCUGAGCUGCAGUUUUGACUUAUACCACAGUGUGGCAAUGCCAGAUCCUUUAACCCACUGUGCCAGGCCAGGGAUCAAACCUGCGUCCUGGUGCUUCAGAGACACUGCCAAUCCCAUUGCAUUACAGCGGGAACUUCUUGAAUGCAUUGUUUAGAAAGUAAUUUGGAAGGCUUGCAAUUCAGAAAGUUGGGUGUGGUGUUGGUGAUGGGAAACGAAACAAUUAAGCAAAAGUAAAAGACCAAAGGAAAAAACCCCACAUAAACUUUGCAAGAAUAAGUUAUACAUUGGAGUUUGGUAAAAAUAGCAGUUGAACAUGUUAGCACACACACAUUCCUGGAACUUCACUAAAACAGUAAUAAAGACGUUAAAAAUUGAGAGGCAUAAAUUUGCAAGGACAAUGAAAAUAAGCUGAUGAUAACAUUUUGGAAGCUUGAAAGCAGGUGAGAGUUGUGACUUUUAGCAGAACUGAGGAAGGUGGAUCCUGAGCCACAUUUGAGGGAAGCUGAGCAGCCCUCCAGUGUGGCAGAAUUCCCAGAAAGGCGUAAGAAUUGGGGAUUCAGAUACCCCUGGAAAUAGAGGAUGCUGGUAGGGUGAAGAACAGGAAAAUGGGCUAUAAGACUUUAAGAAGCACUUAGAUUCCCACUCUUCUCUGAAGCAGUAUAGCAAGAAUUUGGGGUGUCGGGGAGCCACAUUGAAUGUUAGGUCCUUCUCUGUUAUGUUCUACCUUCUACCCCUGGUUCUACCCAGAACCUCCCAACUAGAUUCAUGUACUUUCUAGGCUGGAAAUCAGAACUUUGGGAGAUCUGAUCAAUUCAAGAGAAGAGACCAAUGAGACUGACAUCUUAGAUUUUUCAUCACAUAAAUGGCUCAACACAGAAACUCCCCCUGUGCACAGAGAGCUUCAUUCUUUUUUCUUCAUUCUUUAUUCUCUUGCUUUGUCGUGUUCACUCGAUAAAACACAAGCUCUGAUUAAACAUAGCUCUUUGCCUCCUAUAUGCCUGCAUCCAUGCUACCAAAAGUAGCAUGGGGAAAAAGCACACUGCCCUGCAGAAUUAUCUCCCUUUAUGUUUAAGACCAGUAACUUCAAGUAGGCCCGUCAUGCUUCCCGACAGACAUACUGGGCCCCCUUCACGCCCCACUUUUGUAAACUGCUGCUCUGUACCUUUUAUCUCUCUCCUUUACUUUUUUAUUUUUUAUUUUUAUUUUUUUAUGGCCAUACCUGCAGCAUAUGGAAUUUUCCAGGGUAGAGGAUGAAUCAGAGCUGCAGCUGCUGGCCUACACCAGAGCUUACAAUAAUGCGGGAUCCUUAACCCACUGAGUGAGGCCAGGGAUUGAACCUGCAUCUUCAUGGACACUAUUGGGUUCUUAACCCACUGAGCCACAAUAGGAACUCCCCUUCUCUCUUCUUAAACCUCCAGUAUCUCCAGUCCUCACCACACUGAUUGAUUUUGCCCUUUGCUGGGAUAACUAAGGUCCAGAGAGCAGCUGUGCCCUCAGCCUGGAUACCAGAAUAAGACACAAUUCUACCUCUUCUGUUCUGAGGAGCAGAGUAUUUGUACAAUCUUUUUUUUUUUUUUUUUUUUUUUUUUUUGUCUUUUUGUCUUUUCUAGGGCUAUGCCUGCAGCACAUGGAGGUUCCCAGGCUAGGGGUCCAACUGGAGCUGUUGCCGCCGGCCUACGCCAGAGCCAUGGCAACUCGGGAUCCAAGCCGCGUCUGAGACCUACACCACAACUCACAGCAACGCCAGAUCCUUAACCCACUGAGCGAGGUCAGGGAUCGAACCCGAAACCUCAUGGUUCCUAGUCGGACUUGUUAACCACUGCGCCAUGAGAGGAACUCCUAUUUGUACCAUCUUAAAUGUUUCUCCAGGAGAAGUUAACUAGGAUGCAGGAGAAAUCACAGAAACUCUCUACAAGUUGUACAGCACCUUGGCUGGAUUAUCAAAAUGAACACCUCCAGUGAGGGGCAUUUGGAAAUUGUGUCCUUCAUACAUGUGACCUGAGAAAGGUAUGUCACUUACAAGUGUCUUAGAGAUGAUUAUUCCGAAUCUAACCAUGAGUUAUUCACCAGGCAAACCCCGCGUGGAGUAUAUUCUAUUCAAAAAGGAAUUUCCAGGAGUUCCCUGGUGGCCUUGCAAUUAAGGAUUUGGCAUGGUCCUUACUGUGGCUCAGGUUCGAUCCCUGGCCUGAGAACUUCUGCAUGCUGUGGGUGUGACCUGAAAAAAUAACAAGAAACAAAAUGAGUUUCCUUGUGCUUUUACAAAUGUAAAUGUCAUAAAAGACAGAGACUGAGACAAGAUAUUCCAAGCUAGGGGUGACUAAAAGAUUAUGACAACUAAAUGCUGUAUUUGGCUGGAUCCCUUACUAGAGGGAAAGAAAUUAGUAAUACAAAACAAAGCAGAUUACAAAAAAAAAAAAAAAAAAAAAAAAAAAUUCCAGGCAGUUAUGAAGUACAGGAGAAGCAACAAGUUGAAUAGGAAAAUGUGAUUAUAAAACACUUAUCAGGUAACAGUCUUUACAGUCAUGAUAAAUCACUAUUUUUUAUAACCAGAAUCUGUGAUAUAAAUCUAUUGAGAGAAUGAUGGAGCAUAGUGAGAUGUAAGAACUAUAUCCGCAACAAUUACAACCCGAACUCAAUAGACUCAACAGAGUCUAUCUAAAAUUAUUAACUCCUUGAAGAGCAAUAUAAGCAUAUGUGGCAGAUCCCAUUGGUUAUCUGUGAAACAGCCAGCCUCUUUCUUCAGAUUUUGUUCAGCAUUUCCUCCUUCUAUUGGCUGUGAAUGGCAGGGGACAUCUCCCCUCAGGAGGUUACUCUGAAAGUUUGUGCUGAGCUGGGCUGGGGCCCAGUACCUGGGCCUGGAAAAACCACCCCUUGCCUGACUGAGACUUAAGUUAUUCUUGGGCCCUGGAGCUUUUGGGUUGGUUUGUCUUGUGCUAAUAAAAGGGUAGAUAAUUUAAAAAAUUUUGUCUUGUAAAAUGUCCCCCAAUCUUGAUGUAUUUGGUUGGUUACUUCCUCUGGGUAUUGACCUGUUCCUCUUUUCUCUGUAUUUGCUGUAUCCUAGAAGUUUGUCUAGGAAGUUUGAUUAGGUUCUGGCACAUAUUUCCAGCAAAAAUGUGUCAUGGUGAUGUUGUAUCUUUCGUAUUGCAUUUCAGACGGUACUUAAUGCUAAGACACCCUGCUGUUAAAUGAUGCUAAGCUUGAUUGCUUGGUUAAGGUGGUGACCAUUAGACCUUUCUAUUGGAAAGGUCCCUUUCUGUUUGAAAUCACAAUGGACUCUAUGGCAGGAUACUUUAGCAUCAUGCUAGGUUUUUUUUUUUUUUUUUUUUUUACUACCCCACAAUCUUUUGUCUAAUGGUUUUUAACAUCCAUUAAUGAUUUUUGCUGAAACUGAUCAUUGGAGAUUGUGAGAGAGUACUUUUGCAAUUGUCAUUUUUUCUAUGUUUAUUAGUCUGUAUUCUUCCAUAAAGAUCUUUUUAUCCUCUUUAUUCUAUCACUAUGGACUUCUGUAUUUUUAGGAAAAAAAUGCCAUUCAAUAUAUUAUAAUCAAUUAUAGUUCUUCUUCUUAUUAAUUUUUCCCACCUUUGGCUACUGGAAUGGCCAAUUUUCCCUUUCAGUCUGGCUCCUAGGUCCUCUGGCCAUGUCCUGAUUAGUCUUUGAUCAUAUUUGUGUUUUCUGGCUGAUACUUCCCAUCCCUAUCCCUGAAAUCAAUCGGUUCUCCAAGGAGCCAUGGUGUGGGGAAUAAUAUUUAUUUAUUUAUUUUCUUUUUUGGCUACCCCACGACACAUGGAGUUCUCAGCCUAGGGAUCAGAUCUCCGUUGCAGUUGCCACCUACACGGCAGCUGCAGCAGUGGCAGAUCCUUUAACCCACUGUGCCAGGCCAGGGAUUGAACCUGUGUCCUGGCACUGCAGAGCUGCCGCCGAUCCUGUUGCGCCACAGCAGGAACUCCAGGAAUAAUAUUUAGAAGCUUCUGAGAGCUGGGACCCAGAUGUCUUGUGUGAGUUUGAACUCUAGUUCAUGAUGGAGGGGCUGUUGGACUUUUUUCUGGCUUUCCAACUCUCUUCAUGCGGAAACCCAUACUGUGUGAUAAUACAGAUCUCUGUGAUCUCGGUGCUGAAAGAUGGUGAUCAGGAGGCAUCCAUUGUUGAUUCUCAUUUGACCUUGUAGCCAUCAUGUUUUUUUGUUUUUGUUUUUGUUUUGUUUUUAGUAUAAGAAAAGAUUAAAUAAUCUGUGAUUGGCUGACAUGCCUAAUUCAUACAGCCAUCUCAUUCCAAAUAACUGACAGCGUGCCUGACGUAUGGAAGGUUUUCAAUAAGAGCUUUUUGAAGGAAUAAAUUACUAAAGCGCCU